Jatropha curcas is the source of this 1439-nucleotide messenger RNA. RefSeq names its product S-adenosyl-L-methionine-dependent methyltransferases superfamily protein. NCBI's taxonomy places the organism in Eukaryota, Viridiplantae, Streptophyta, Magnoliopsida, Malpighiales, Euphorbiaceae. Gene Ontology annotation, biological process: lipid biosynthetic process. The record is from RefSeq and is a predicted model, not a curated record.
GGAUAUCAGUGACUUUUAAACUCAUCUAAUCUUCGAAAAGAUAGCGCGUCGUCUUUCUUGCUGAAAAUGGAGGGAUUGAUGCACGUACCUUAUGAUGCUACAGUGAAGGUUAUGUUAGCUUCACUGGAACGAAAUUUGCUGCCGGACGCCGUUACAAGGAGGCUCACUCGAUUACUCUUGGCAAGUCGUCUUCGGUCCGGUUACAAGCCUUCUUCUCAGCUACAACUCUCUGACCUCCUCCAGUUCGUGCAUUCUCUAAAAGAGAUGCCGAUAGCAAUUAAGACUGACAAGCCUAAAACUCAGCAUUAUGAACUACCCACUUCUUUCUUCAAGUUCGUUUUGGGCAAAAAUCUCAAAUACAGUUGUUGUUAUUUUUCUGACAAAUCAAACACCUUAGAAGAUGCUGAGAAAACAAUGCUGGAGCUAUACUGUGAAAGGUCGCAGCUAAAAGAUGGACACACUGUUCUUGAUGUUGGAUGUGGAUGGGGAUCACUUUCUUUGUACAUCGCCCGACAGUACAGCAACUGCAAGGUUACUGGGAUUUGCAAUUCAACAACACAGAAAGCAUACAUAGAGGAACAGUGCCGGGAUCUUCAGUUGCAGAAUGUAGAAAUCAUUGUUGCAGAUAUUAGUACAUUCGAAAUGGAGGCGUCCUAUGACCGAAUAUAUUCAAUUGAAAUGUUUGAGCAUAUGAAGAACUAUAAGGAUCUCCUUCACAAGAUUUCCAAGUGGAUGAAAGAAGAUGGUCUUCUUUUUGUUCAUCAUUUCUGCCACAAGGCAUUUGCUUACCAUUUUGAGGAUUUAAAUGACGAUGACUGGAUUACUAAGUAUUUCUUCACUGGAGGAACAAUGCCUGCUGCAAAUCUGUUGCUUUAUUUCCAGGAUGAUGUUUCUGUUGUCAACCAUUGGCUUGUGAAUGGGAAACAUUAUGCGCAGACAAGUGAAGAGUGGCUCAAAAGAAUGGACCAGAACAUGGUAUCAAUAAAGCCAAUAAUGGAGUCAACCUAUGGCAAAGAUCAAGCUCUCAAGUGGACUGUAUACUGGAGAACGUUCUUCAUUGCUGUUGCAGAACUUUUUGGAUAUAACAAUGGAGAAGAAUGGAUGGUUGCACUUUUCCUGUUCAAGAAAAAGUGAAAAACUCCCUGUUCGUGUUGAAGAUGUUAUGUUGGGAACCUAAGGCUUGUGUGAUAAUCUUAGCAGUACGACUCUUUAAUUUGAUCUAAGAAAAUAAGUAUAAGUUGUCAAUAUAAUACAUUGUUGUACAACAAAAAUAGCAGUAAUGGAGUUGCCUAGAGCAGGGUUGGCAAGACGUGGGAGUAUUAGGAGUAAUAGCAACAAUACAUUGUCUGAAUAUUUAAAUUUUUUAAUUUAAUGUUUUUUCAAGCUGACAUGGCUUGCCCGAAAGCUUGGUGAGACCGUAGGGUCCCAUUUAUGAUCAA